UACUAGUUUAUUUGUUGAUAAGACAAAACUACGACAACAUCAAAGAACUAGAGUCUUCUGUUAAAAACAGAGGAAAUUCUUAGACCCAAAAGAUAGUGGCAUUAAAACUAAAUGGCUAAGUUUAUUUCAAGUUAUGGUACUCAAAAUUUCGUUCAUGGGAGUGUUCUUUUCUGGGUUUUUAUUUUAUUAUCACAUAUUUCCUUCCAACUUGCAACAUGUGGCUCCGUAGUAAAGUUUCUUCCUGGAUUCCAAGGACCCCUUCCUUUUGUGCUUGAAACCGGGUAUGUAGGAGUGGGUGAAAGAGAGGAUGUGGAAGUGUUUUACUACUUCAUUGAGUCAGAGAAGAAUCCAAAGGAAGAUCCAGUUAUGCUUUGGCUAACUGGUGGACCUGGUUGCUCUGCCUUGUCUGGCCUUGUCUUUGAAAUAGGUCCACUUGAGUUUAAAAAGGAAGAAUACAAUGGAAGCUUGCCUAAUCUGAUCGUGAGGCCACAUUCAUGGACAAAGGUGAGUAACAUUAUAUUUGUAGAUUUGCCUGUUUUCACUGGCUUCACUUAUGCUAAAACAGAGUCUGCUACUCAACGAAGCGACUGGAAACUAAUUCACCAAACUCAUCAAUUUCUCAGAAAAUGGUUGGUUGAUCAUCCAAAAUUUCAAUCAAAUGAAAUUCCUGUUCCAGUAAUUGUUCAAGAAAUUGUACAAGGAAAUAAAAAAGGGGUCCAACCAUGGAUUAAUCUCCAGGGAUAUUUGUUGGGAAAUCCUAUAACAACUAGAAACGAAAGAAAUUAUGCAAUUCCUUUUGCUCAUGGAAUGGGACUCAUAUCUGAUGAACUAUACGAGUCACUGCAAAAAAAUUGUCAUGGAGACUAUGUAAAUGUAGAGACCAAAAAUGUUGUAUGUUCCAGAGAUAUCAGCUCAUUCGAUGAGGCUACAUCAGGACUCAAUACAGCACAUAUUUUAGACCCUCUAUGUGAGUGGCUUGAUGUUGAAGAGGCUCCAAGAAGAUCUCUAAUUAAGAAAUAUCCCUCCAAGCUUUUCAAUACAAAUCUCAACUUGCCGCCCUUAUACUGUCGAAGUUAUCCAUAUUUCCUUUGCGGUUUUUGGGCCAAUGAUGAUAAUGUUCGCAAAGCACUGCACGUGCGUAAGGGAAGUAUUGGGAAAUGGCAUCGUUGCACCUAUGAUAUACCUCGCAAGAGUGAUGUUCCUAAUAGCUAUGAUUAUCAUGUAAAUCUCAGUAGAAAAGGCUACCGUUCACUAAUUUACAGUGGCGAUCAUGACAUGACAGUUCCAUUUUUGGCGACACAAGCAUGGAUAAGAUCUUUAAACUAUUCCAUUGUGGAUGAUUGGAGACAAUGGCGUACAAAUGACCAAGUUGCAGGAUAUAAAAGGACUUACUCCAAUCAGAUGACAUUCGCAACUGUGAAGGGUGGAGGACACACAGCUCCCGAGUUCAAGCCUAAAGAAUGUUUUGAAAUGUUUAGUAGGUGGAUAUCUAAGAAGCCUUUGUAGGAAUAAUAACAAACAAUAAACUUAUCUAAGUUGCCAAUGAAUAUGUAUAACUGAUUUGGCACAUUCCACAACAACACCACGAGGUUGGUUUUGGGCCUUUUACAACAACAAACAAAUAUAUGAAUCUUUCUAAAGAAAACGAUAAGAAAAUGUACCAUGAAAUAAUAUCCAUGGGAUUGUACUGCUUUUUU
Messenger RNA from Cicer arietinum (chickpea), 1697 nucleotides. Its product is annotated as putative serine carboxypeptidase-like 52. Gene Ontology annotation, molecular function: serine-type carboxypeptidase activity; acyltransferase activity, transferring groups other than amino-acyl groups. The record is from RefSeq and is a predicted model, not a curated record. Lineage: Eukaryota; Viridiplantae; Streptophyta; Magnoliopsida; Fabales; Fabaceae. Gene Ontology annotation, biological process: secondary metabolic process; proteolysis.